Molecule: messenger RNA, 1311 nt
Organism: Mycena indigotica
Lineage: Eukaryota; Fungi; Basidiomycota; Agaricomycetes; Agaricales; Mycenaceae
Exons: 8
Coding region: 1-1311 (436 amino acids)
Molecular function (GO): nucleotide binding
Source: RefSeq, a predicted model, not a curated record
AUGGCAAAUCGCAGAGCCUCUGAACGUCGUCCCUCAGACCGCAGGGCAUCUGGCCUCUCUUCUCGUAGACCUUCUAUCGACCCAUGGCGUCUGGUACCUAUGGAUAAGACUGUCCACAUUGGCGGCUCCGAUGACUUCAACGUCCUCUUCAUCGGUGCAGGAAACAUCAUGUUCGGUUCCGAUGAAGGUCCUUGGAAUCACUCUUUCCGAUUUGAACACAAGCUUGGCCGUCGUUUGAAAGUUGUCGCGCUCAUUGAUCCCGCCAUCGAACGCGCAACGGCGGUGUUGCAAAAGAAAUGUGACUCUUUCGUCGUGUCUGCUUAUCAAGACACCCGUGUGUUCAAGACAUUGGAGGACUUUGUCAAGAAUAUGGCGCCCAAGGAUCGACCCCGUGCGGUCAUUGUUGGCAGUCCUCCUAUGUUUCGCGGUUCUCUGGCGCCAGGACGCGACAUAGAGAUGCAGAUUCUCAAAUUCUUCCCUGGUGUGGCCAUGUUUAUUGAGAAGCCCAUUGCGACUGGUCCCAAGAGCGAAAUUCAAGACGCGUUCACCAUCGCGAAAACAAUUCAAGACUCCAAGACCAUUUGCUCUGUCGGCUACAUGCUGCGCUACCUCAAAGCUACCCAGAUGAUGAAGCACAUUAUCGAUGAAAACAAUCUCACCGUCAUGGCCACGAUCGCGCGUUACGCGUGUGCGUACGAAUCUAUUGCGAAGCCAGACUGGUGGGAUAAAUCCAAGAGUGCCGGUCCCAUCGUUGAACAAGGAACCCAUUUCUGUGAUCUUUCCCGUUACUUCGGAGGCGAAGUCGAUAUGUCCACAGUCAAUGCACAUUCACUUGAAUGGGACGAGAAUGCAGGCGCACUCAGCAAGAUGGCUGUUGAUGAAAGCAAGAUUGCACCCGAAAAUCGCAUUCCUCGUGUUACCUCAGCAACUUGGAAGUAUGAUAGUGGAGCCGUCGGAAGCUUCACUCAUGUGGUCUCUCUGCAAGGCACCAACUACAGCUGCGAACUUGAGGUCUACGCGGAUGGGUACAUGUUGAAGCUUGUCGACCCAUAUGUGCAGCCAACGCUAUAUAUCCGCAAACCAGGCGACGACAACGAGCAAAUGGUUAGGUUCCCUGAUGACGAUCCUUUCUUCUCAGAGGUUUCCAACUUGAUCGACAUUAUCGAGGACAUCGAGGAAGACCCAGAGGCGGCUCAGAUCUUGAGCUCGUAUGAAGACGCAGUCAGAACUUAUGAGCUCACUUGGGCCAUUCGGGAAGCGAGCGAACGCUCCCGUGAAGCAGCGAAGCUUAAGGCUGCUGCUGCAGCAUAA